This is a messenger RNA of Paramuricea clavata, 2881 nucleotides long. The record is from the annotation of a GenBank genome assembly. Lineage: Eukaryota; Metazoa; Cnidaria; Anthozoa; Malacalcyonacea; Plexauridae.
AACAAGUGAAGUGCAUCAAAUAAAAUCAUUUUAAUUUUGUUAAAAAUUAAUUUUAGUUUUCCGGGGUUUUUCUAAUGAUUUUUAAAUAGUUUUCGUGUAGAAUGGGACAAUGUUUUGGGACGGAUUGCUCAGGUCUGUGUCCUCGUUGGGCACUUAGAAAAAAUCGGGGUUUCGAUCGAUUUACGAAUUAUGCACCUAAACCGAGUUCAAGGUACGUCUUUUUAGGCAAUUAAAAUUGAAUUAAAUAAUUAGCUUUUGGGCAAGAUAUAGUGUUAGCGUGUUAUUGUCGGUUGUUACUAAUUUGUUGUAGUUUUUCUACUGUCUUAUUUGUACAUGAAGUCUGUACAAUUGUUAUAUAUAAAAUUAUUUUCGUACUUUUAUUGUACAUUAUGACGUCAUGUGUGAUGAUGUAAUCAAGCAGGUAUUAAAAUAAUAUUUGUCUGAUUUUGUAAUUGAGACAAAUAAUACAUUGGCACACCUGGCGAUCGACUUUUUGGUUUCGCCUAUGAUUUUCGCCUGACCGUUGCAAUGUUGUCGCCAUGUUCCUAGCCAGUGUGCUUAAUAUGAGGUAUUCACCCCCCUGAAAACAUUCAAAAUGGCAAACGUUCAGGGGGUGCAUGCCUCUCAUAACCGCACUGGCUAGGAACAUUGAGACAGCAUUUUUAUGACAAACCAUUUGACAAAGAAGAUCGCUGUGAGUGCUUGCAUCUAAUUAAAAUUAACUGUUUAAUAGCAUUGUGAUUGGAUGAAAGUGUUCAUGCAUCACUCGCAGCGAGCUGCUUCGUGCGAGGACUGGAAAUCCGCCUUUAGACAGGGUAAAACAACAAAGCAGGGUGCCUCAGGGCACAUUGCCACUUAUAGGGUUAAAUACAGAUGUAUUAUUAGAAAGUUGUUUUGUUUUGUAGUCGAUUUGGUGAUGACCAUUUACUGAAUGAAUACCAGGAUCAACAAGAUGAAAUUGACUUUUCUGGUAAUUCUUAUGUAAUUCUAUAGUAAAGAUUGUACUAUGGAAUUUAAAAUCAUCUGGUGUUAGAUGGAGUAAAAUAAUAAAGUAGGGUGCAUUUGGGCUCAAUGGGAACUUAACAUAUUAUUUUAUUAUACUAGGUGUUGCCAAAAAUAUUUAUCACCCAGGACCAUCAGAAGUAGUAAUUGAUAUUUCAAAAGACACAUCGAGGUAAUUUACAUGUAUUUGGGGGGGUGUUCAGGAGCCUCUCUCACCAUUUAGGCAUUCUAUUUUUCAAUUGUCCCACAACUAGCAAAUUCCCCUGCAUCUACCAGCCCAAGGCUUGAUCCAUCCUUACCCUGUGUGAAGGUCCUUAUGAACUGAGGAAUUCUAUGAAAUGAGGAAUUCUAUGAAAUUAAACUGUGUCAGACACAUCCCUAUCCACUCGUUUUUAUAGCACGCAAUAUGUUGGGCACUUCUCUCUUAUAACUUAACAUUUCUGUCUCUUUCAGAUCAGGAGCUGAUGAACACUUAACAACGAGUACUUCAAAUCCAAAUUAUUCAUCAGUCACAAAUUAUUGAAUUGUAUAAAAUAUUUUUAUCGAACAAACAUUGAUAUUAAACUUGAAUGAGCAGACAAUAUCACUUACAUUAAUGCUAUGCAGAAUGAAUGCACAUAUUAAUAAGUUCCUUGAAAAUUAACCAAAAGGACAAUGUACAUGUUAUACAAUGGGGCUGCAGAGAGGGGGCAGAUGAAGGGCCAGAAGGAGAGGCAUUUUUAAACUGGCCAUUUGUUGUAAUUUUCCUAUUGUUUAUUAUGUCAGGGGUACCCUGGGCAAAUUUUGCCUCGGACCACAUACCAUCUCUCUGCAGCCGUACUAUGGCUUGUUUUCUAUGUUGAAUUUCGGUUGCGUCGAUUGCAAUUCAAACAAUAGAUAAUGAAGUUCAUCAUCUCAUUAUCUAUUGUCUUAAUUGCACUUGAUGCGACCAAGAUUCAAAGUAUAAAACAGGCCAAGAUGCAUAUAGGUAAUGAAUAGACAAUUAUUUAAGAAUAUAUUUAGUGCAAUAAAUUAUUAGUGAAUGUAACAUUAGCUUUAACUAUUUGUAUUUACUUAAGAACAUAAUAAUAAAAUUGGAUUUUUAUUGCUUUUGAAUAUUACAACGUAAAUAAUAUAAAGAAUUUUAUAAGACGAUCAUGUUCUGUUCGUAUUUUUGGCAAUGUUGGUGCAGUAUGAAACCUCAAGUCAGAUAUACAACUUCAGGCCAAUUUUGACACCAUUUUAAUAUUUGCUCAUUGUUUAAUACACAGUGAGAUUGCAGUUACUCAAAGGUACAGGUAAUGAGCAUUGACCAUGCACAGAAAGAGGCAAGCUAUUUGUUAAAAUUAGGUCUGUUUCUAACAUUGUGUCCUAGCUAGACCAUGGUUUUUAAUUCAAGGAAAGAGGACUGUCAAUGUUGUUGGGCCCAUUCUAGACUUUUGCAAAGUCAUUUUCAAACGGUGCCACUUUUACAGCUGUUACGGUAAAAGUUGGGCUUGUGGCAAGUCCGUGCACAUUAGGUUUCCUUCAAAUUGCAAUUUGUAAAUACUAGAAAUAUGUGAAUGACUCUCUAAUUCUAAACAGUAUCCCUGCCGGACAAAAACAUGAAUCUCACUACAAAACUAUGGCAGUCAUAUAAACAUUUUAAAGUUGUAUCAAUUUGCAGACAAAAUUGCAGACAAAUUAAGACAUGGCACACAAUCGGACAUUUUAUUACAGUGUAAAAAUUUAAACAUAUAACAAUUCAUUCUACUCCAGUUCUUUAUACAUUACUCCUGCAUUUUAUUUUUCGUUACUGUUGCAAACCACCAGACUAACAAAGCCGCUGUGACGGCAAUGAAUUCAGUUUGUACCCAGAGUCCUUCACGUCCGGCAGCCUAGACAAUCAUACAGAAGUUUA